Molecule: messenger RNA, 1110 nt
Organism: Phytomonas sp. EM1
Lineage: Eukaryota; Euglenozoa; Kinetoplastea; Trypanosomatida; Trypanosomatidae
Source: the annotation of a GenBank genome assembly
GUAUAGCAAAGUUACAAGUUACAAUUACGCUUGGUUAGCGUGUAUGUUCACGUAUCUUUGUACAUAUCGAUUUUCUUUUGUAGUGGAAGCAUGCGCCCUUCAGCGUUGCUGCGCCUGAGCAUGUGGGAUAAUCCCACAUUUGAGCACAACCCCAUGCUGCGUUACUGGAAGCGCAUGGUGAAUAGUACCGGGACUACUCUUUCCUCGCAAAGCAUCCCACGACACAUCCAUGGAUAUUUGGAGGGCGUGAACCCGCGAACGGAGGCGGUACUGCGGUGGUUUCCAUACAAGCAGGAGCUCACGGUAAACUCGCGCUACGUGCCAACAUUCAAGGAUGUGCUCUACGCACAUUACUUUCCAGGGGAGUUCAAUGACGACGAGCGUGUGAAAUACACUUCCAUCAAAACUGGACGAAGCGAGGUCGAGGUAGCUGAGGAAAUAUUUCUCAUGCGCAAGAUCAAGCUCAUCACGGCACAGCUUCUUCGCAACAAACUUAACAACAGGCCUUUUCGUACACCGGAAGGUGCUGACUUCUCGGACAUCGAGCGCCGCUAUACAUUGGGCAUUACCAAGGUUGCUCAGGCCAUGGGCACGAGCAUGUACAGCACUGAUACUUUCGAGCCACUCAUCAUGUAUUCGCCAUACUUGGAUUUCGGCGAUUGUGUUGAUCUCAUCAUUCACAAGCAGCUUCGAACGUCGCAGCAGUACCUCCUUUGCGAUAUUGUGGUUCAUAAGGGGAUUCCCCGUGCUCGCCUUCCGCAGGUAAGGGAUGACCCCAAGGAGCCUUUGGAGGAUUUAGAGCCUUGUCUUUUUCAAUUUAUAAAGCUACGUCUGGCUGUGCUUUGUCUCAUAGCUAAGCAGGAGCAAUACGUGGUUGAUCAUAUGUUUGACACUAACCACCGUUACGGUGGGUGUCUGAUUCACUUAUUUCCUUCUCCUUUAAACCCUGAGAUGAUUGACAAUGAGGUUGAGCAUAUCGAGGUGGAUGUCGAACUGGCCACGAAAUGGAUGAAACAUUAUUAUGAUCAUUACGUUGCUCCGCGGAGGGCUGCGUAGUACUGUAUAUUUUCUGGACAGUUGAACACGAAGCUAAGCCUAUACACACAUACA